AUGGUUAGAUUACAUUAUUUGGUAAUAACAAUCUUGUGUAUUUACAAUUUAUUUUUAUUGGGGAUGAUAAACGAAGGGAAAAAUGGGAAUACAGGGCUUGGAAAUUUCAAAAGGUCAACUCUACUAUCAAUAAAAAAACUAUUUUCAUUUUUUAGGGUAAUCAUGAGGUGGAACAACGAAUUGAUGCCGAAGCAAAUAAUCUAA
This is a messenger RNA of Meloidogyne enterolobii, 204 nucleotides long. Lineage: Eukaryota; Metazoa; Nematoda; Chromadorea; Rhabditida; Meloidogynidae. The record is from the annotation of a GenBank genome assembly.